AUGAUCACAAGGUUCAAUGCAUUUUUUAUUUUAUUUGGAAUCGUUUCUGGACAGUAUAAUAACUAUAAUAAUAAUAAUAAUGGAUAUAAUUCGAAUUCAAAUUCUAACGCAAAUCAAAAUUUGAAUCAGAAUAAUCAAUAUCAACAAAAUGGAUAUGGGGUGAGUCAAGUUUAAUAUUUUUAAAGGCGACAGCUCCCGAAGCCUCUGACAACUCAGCAUCUCCUGGCGUAUACUUUUUGCACGACAACGUACGCUUUUCCUACACUCUUUCUACGCUUUUUGUACACUUGCCACUUUUCGCGAGUGUAGCUACAUUGUACGACCGCGUUGCAAGCUUGUUGCGUUGCGGCUAUUAUUUUAUUUUUGUUUUCUAUUUUCUUUUUGGCCUAAAAUUCUUUUUAAACGUAUAAAUCAGGUAUCAUGAUAAUCAAGUUAUAUCUGCGUGGAUUCUAGAAGUUGAGUAUGAUUAUUGAAGCUAUCAAAACACUUUUUUCGUCAAAAGAAAUAUCGUAUUUUCAAGAAAAAUCUUGAAAUAAUUUUGAAAAUUUCGAAAAUUCCUUCAAUGAGGCUGCGAAUCAGAGUUGACCGAUAAUUAUCCUUCUUUUUAUUCUCGUCAUUAUUGUUACACACCUGAAUUUGAUUGCAAUUUGUUGAAUUUCAGACCAUCAAACCAACAACUUCUAGAAUUUGCAUCAUGGUGACAGAAAAAAAUGAGGUGAACCUUCACUGGAGCUCAUCGAGAAGAUGAUUUUAAAGGUGAGCAUAACUUGAGUACUAGGAAGACUAGAAAUUUGGAACCCUACUGGCUAAUCGCCUGUCAAAACGUAGGUGAUCUGAAGUUGGCAGAUCAUUUCGUGGAGACGCCUCUUAUAAUUAUGCUAUGUAGUAAUGUUAUGGGACUUAGGAUGUUUAUGAAUAUCUAGAAAAUUGAAAAUCAUCCUAUUUCUCAGGUUGACACUUGAUGCUCCACCUACACCUACGCCCAAUGCUAACAUCGGGAUAGUUUCGACCGAAGAUUCACAGUCAAGUAACCUGAAAAUCAACGACAAUAUGCACAUGCUCCACAACCCGAAUUCUACCCCGCAACCCCGACUUCAACCACUCAACCCUCAACAACCAACACAUUCUCAAAAAAUCUUCGGAAAAAUUAAAUUUCUAACUUUUUUUAUUAUGUUUUGAAGAUUUUUGAUAUAUUAUUGAUUUCAUGUAAUGAAAGUAUAUUGAUCCAUAAAUGAUUUGUUCUAUUUUCUAGUUUUAAUCUCUCCUAAAUCGCAGCGCAAAAAGAAAAAAAUCGAUUCGAAAUUCGGUGUACGGUUUUCGUUCAAAAAAAGAAAAAGUGUAGGAUCUUUGUAGACGUUUUUGCAGCUUGUGUGUACGAUGUGUGUAGCAUGCGUCAUACAACAAUGUAGCUACACUUUUCGUUCGCAAUAGUGUACGCCAGGGGAUGCUGAGAAAUCAAAAAUCUUCCUGUACGCAAAAGUGCGUCGCGGUGUUUGCACACACCAAUCCUUGGAGGCAAUUUGUAAUUUUGAAAUUUUUCUCACAAUCAGCAUUAACUUUCAUGAUUUCGCAAAAAUCAAUAAUUUUCAGUCAAAUAACUAUGGCUCGUCAAAUCAAAACUCUUGGGGAGCUAACAAUUACGGAAACAACAAUAAUAUGAUAAAUCUGACGACCACUGAAAGUCCGAAUACAUCAAAUAAAGGAGUUUCGAUUCAAAUUCAACUCAAAGGAUAUUCAAAUAUAAAUUCAUUGUUGCCAAAUAGUAACACGUGUAUUUGUCCAACUGGAACUUGCAGUUUUAUGAACACAAAUCCGAGAUGUUAUUUUGCAUUCAAUUUUAUUGCGUCGUCUGAAGAGUAGGUUUCAAUUUUUUGAAAUUAAUUAUCUGAAAUCCCUAAAAAAAAUUUAAAAAAAUUUUCCAGUGGCUCGGUUCGUCAUCACAUGACAGAUUUCGUCUAUCUUGAAAACGGUCAACUCCCCCAAUCCUCUCAAAAUUCAUGGGGUUCAACCUAUGUAAUGCGAUUCCCAUCGAAACCAGCUGCCAUCGAUGUAUUAGUCUACCAUCUUGGUGCAGUUAUAUCACAAAGCGGACAAUUAGUCUCGGUUGACACUUUGACUCUUGUUGACACAUUUGUUAUUUCAUUAGUCGACACACUUCCAGCUGUUGAUGGUGUUCAGAAUAUGAAUAAUCAACGAACAUAUCAAGGACAAACUCUCGGAACUUCUUUGUCUUUAGGUACAUCGGUUUCCUGUGCUGGUUCUUUAGUUGGCGCAAAUUGCGAUUUGCAUUGCACAAAAUCACAUAUCACAACAAAUAUUGCACAAUGUGUGUCAAAUUCGACGGGAUAUUAUUCAAUUUGUGAAUAUGUUUCGAAUGGACAAGUUGAUCGAUGCAAAAAAUGUCCAUGGGGUGUUAGAGAAGGAACUUAUUGUCAAGAUGCGAAUGGUGGAGUUUUGGAUCCACGAGAAGCUGGAUUUGUUGGAAGUGGUUGGCAGACAGCUGCGAUUCUUUUGAUUAUUGCAUUGUUUAUUAUGACAUUACUGUUUUGUGCUUCGAUACUUUUCACAUGUUUCAAGUGAGUUUCGGGGUUGACCGAGACCACGCCUCUCACUUUAACUGUCACCAAACAAAUGAAAAAUCACCCUGUACGCAAAGGUGCGUCGCAGUGAUUGCACACACCAAAGGCAAUUUGAAAUUUAUUUUUAGAAAUUUUUCUCAUCUCGUAUUAUUGGAGUAAAAAAAUUCAAAUGACACUCUUCCCAAGUUCGGUGCGAGACCCAUAUGUGCGUCUUUGACUUUGUUUCUCUGCCCAAUGGUAGUGACGCAGAGGAAUACCGUACUUGGGGUCCCCAAUUCGGGGAAAUUUGAAUUUAUGGCCUUUUUUUGUAAAUUUUACCAUUAAGCUUGCCUAACUCCCUUUAAAAUUAAAAGAUUCUCGACUCUUGUUGAAAAAAUCCAGAUUUACUCAUCUCCAACUGAUCUCCACUCCACAUUUUCACCAAAAAAAAUUCCAGACACCGUCAGCCAGUUGAAAAAGAACUAACCACAUUCAAACAACCCUACGAUGAUCGUGAACCACUUCGACAACCUUCCCCUCAACAAUCCAAUGGUUCACCAAACAAUCGACCAAUGUUGCCACCACAACCAAUUAGUGAGUUGUUUUCUAAUUACAAUUGCCUAUAGCUUGAAAAAUACCUCUGUAGAGUCCCUCUGAAUUUUAGAAGAUGAUCAUCUAUACUUCACCUCUGUUUGAGUAAGUCUUGAAUGUCUGAUAAAUCAUUAGUUGGGACCCCCAAGCAUGCCUGAAUUCUGAAUGAAAAUGAAAACCAAAAACAAAAUUUUUUUUUUUGCAGAAUCCGCUCUUCGCAAACCCUAUGCUCCUCUCAGUGAUGAUUCGAGUUUUGCGAGCGAUGUUCCACCAGUUAGACCAAGUCGAAGUGAAGUUGUUUAA
This is a messenger RNA of Caenorhabditis angaria, 3452 nucleotides long. The record is from the annotation of a GenBank genome assembly. NCBI's taxonomy places the organism in Eukaryota, Metazoa, Nematoda, Chromadorea, Rhabditida, Rhabditidae.